UCAGGAUAACACAGGUAACAUGCUGCAUUCAAGUGUCUCUGUACAUUACCAAUCUGACUCACUAAAUUCACUUCACGUGCAAAAGAGUUUCUAAAAUCAUGCAAGACAUAUGUUUGAUAUCUUGCAUUGAACCAUUUUCUUCAGCUCCCCCUCUCUCACACUCAUAAUUACACCACACACCAUUUUGCCGACGUAAAACCCCCUCGCCCCUCCCCUUUAUGUGUGCCUAGUGUUCUCGGGUAGCGCCAGGGAGCCCUGCAGGGUACAGUCUCAGAGAAGGAACCGCUAUAAUAAGGUGAAGCCUUCAUCACAACACCCGAGCCGCUAUGAGGAGAAUAACGGGGAAGGAGAGGGAUGAAACUUUGAUCGAGCUGCAGAGCGCCACGGACUCACAGACUGGAGAUGAGACCAGUGGGAACGGUGUUUCCUUAUCUGAACGAGUCAGCCUUCCUGGACAUGCAGAGACAGACAAGCUACAGCCGAACAAAGACACAGUGUUCUUCAGGGACGGCGUGCGGAGGAUAGACUUUGUGUUGUCUUAUGUGGACGACAAAGAUGGAGAGAAGAAACAGGAAAGGAGGAGGGAGUUUGAGGCCAACCUGGAGAAAGCUGGACUGGAGCUGGAGACCGACGACAAAUCAGACUCUAAAGACCAAAGGACGUACUUCCUGAAGAUCCACGCUCCGUGGGAAGUUCUGGCCACACACGCUGACGUCUUAAAGAUUAAAGUUCCCUUCAAAGAGAGUGAUAUCCCUCACGGUCAGGAUGUCCCGCUGAAGUGGCUCUCACACCCUUUCCGCCUGCCGGCGCACAUCAUGCGCCCGUCCCCUGACUACUUCACUUACCCCUUCGACAAGAACAAGACCGACUUCUUCCUCAUCAAUGACAAGGACACCUUCUUCCCUCCUUCCACCAGGAACAGAAUUGUGUUCUACAUCCUGGGUCGUUGUCCGUACUACAAAGAGGGCCGGAAAGACAGAGACAAGACUGGGAUCAAGAGACUCCUCAGCAACGGGACGUAUACAACUGCAUUCCCUCUGCAUGAUUGUCGGUACUGGAAGCGGGCCCGAAACGCUGAGUGUGAGAGCGAGCGCUACAACUUGUACCACCACUGGGCGCGGUUUCUCUGCUUCUACAAAGAGCAACCGUUAAACCUCAUCAGGAAGUACUACGGGGAAAAGAUCGGGAUCUACUUCGCCUGGCUGGGCUUCUACACGGAGAUGUUGUUCAUUGCUGCCGUCAUGGGCUUAAUAUGUUUCACGUAUGGAGUGCUGAGCUAUGAUGACAACAUAUCAAGCAAAGAAAUAUGCGACCCUGAAAUCGGAGGCAGUAUUGUGAUGUGUCCACUCUGUGAUAAAAAGUGUCCUUUCUGGCAGCUCAACUCCACGUGUCUCUCCUCCUGGCAAUCCCAUCUGUUUGAUAACGAGGGCACUGUGUUCUUUGCCAUAUUUAUGGGGAUUUGGGUAACUCUGUUUUUGGAGUUCUGGAAACGGCGUCAGGCCCGGCUGGAGUACGAGUGGGACCUGGUGGACUUUGAAGAGGAACAACAACAGCUUCAAAUGCGACCGGAGUUUGAGAUCCGCUGCACUAACAAGAGACUUAACAAGAUCACACAGGAAAUGGAGCCAUAUCUUUCCGUCACCAGCAAGUGUGCACGCUUCUGCCUCUCUGCGACCACCGUCUUAUUUUGGAUCUCUCUGAUUGUGGCCUGUAUUAUCGGGGUCAUCGCAUACAGGCUGGCUGUGUACGCUGCCUUUGCUAGCAUCAUUAAAGACCCAAUGAGGAAGAUCCAGCUGGUGGGCAGGUUCAUCACUCCUCAGCUGGCCACCUCUGUCACCGCCUCCUGCAUCAACUUUGUCAUCAUCAUGAUCCUCAACUUCUUCUAUGAGAGGGUGGCUGUUUGGAUCACUGAUAUGGAAAUCCCAAAGACCCAUCUGGAGUAUGAGAACAGGCUGACCAUGAAGAUGUUCCUCUUCCAGUUUGUCAACUACUACUCCUCAUGUUUCUACGUGGCCUUCUUUAAAGGCAAGUUCGUGGGCCAUCCUGGAGCCUACACUUACAUGUUUGGCAAACUGAGGAAUGAGGAGUGUGACCCUGGAGGCUGUCUGAUUGAGCUGACCACACAACUAGUGAUCGUUAUGGCGGGGAAACAGCUGUGGGGGAACAUUCAAGAAGCCCUGCUGCCGUUGAUGCGUAACUGGUGGAGCAGCAGAAAGGGACGGCACAAUCCUGAAAACCACUACAGCCGCUGGGAGCAAGACCACGUCCUGCAGAACUUCAGCCAGCUGGGAUUGUUUUACGAGUACCUAGAGAUGGUGAUCCAGUUUGGGUUCAUCACUCUAUUUGUGGCCUCCUUCCCUCUGGCGCCCCUCCUCGCUCUGUUCAACAACAUCCUGGAGAUCAGAGUGGACGCCUGGAAGUUCACCACCCAGUUCAGACGACCAGUAGCAUCCAAGGCCCGAAACAUUGGAGCCUGGCAGGAAAUCCUCAACGCGGUGGCCAUUCUGUCUGUUGUUACAAAUGCUUUCAUCAUGGCGUUUACGUCCGACAUGAUCCCCCGUAUGGUCUUCCUGUAUGCUUACGGUAAAGAUGCUAGCAUGACAGGUUACGUCAACAACAGCCUGUCCAUAUACAACAUCUCACAGAUACCUCAGAGCAACAGGCCGGAGGAUGGAGACUACUGGUUUGUGAACUCCAGCAGCAUCUGCAGAUACCGUGACUACCGUUACCCUCCAGGCCACGAGAAGGAGUACACUCACACCAUGCAGUUCUGGCACAUCCUGGCAGCCAAAAUGGCCUUCAUUAUUAUCAUGGAGCAUGUGGUCUUUGUGGUGAAGUUCUUCGUGGCGUGGAUGAUCCCUGACGUCCCCUCCGAAGUGAAGGCUCGGAUCAAACGAGAACGCUACCUGAUUCAAGAGUACCUGCAUAACUACGAGGUGGAGAGGCUCAAAAUCCAGCUGAGUGCCAGCUUCAUCACAGAGCCGCAGUCAGAGAUGUCCUCCACGUCAGACAAGCAUGAAGUGCUGUCUGAGUGCCUGUAGCCGCAGAUUCACCACAGAACAUUCACAAACAAGGGCUUGUGUCUGUGGGGUUUAAACGCUGUUAUGUUGUCGGUAUGAAUGGACUCCUAUAUUAGGAUCUGUGUCGAGGCAUCAGAAAAAAAAAUCAGCUUCUUAUGUGAAGGAAAGUUUCUGUGCAAUAAAAAAAAAAAGAUUGUAACUGCAGCUUCAACCAUUCUCCGUGUGAUGCCUUCAAACUGUCACGGCUGAAAACAUGAGCUCUUUAUGUGCUGAUAGAGUCAAAGUUUGUGAUGUUUAAUGUGAAAUUAAGUGUUAUUUACCUUCAGAGGAGUUGAUAUCAUAUAAAGGUAUUUCAUUUUCUGCAUGUGAUUGUUCCAGUGAGAGAUGAAGGAUUCAAAUGUUCAGAGAAGAAGCUACGUGUUUGAAUGAUUGUGGUUAAAGAAAUAACAUAUUUUUUAGAGGUAGAUGUCUCAUCACACUUCAUCCAGUCAUACAACUCAUAAUGUAAAACACACAGACUAACAAGUUUGAAUAUUCUACAUACUAAAAGUAUUAAUAAGUCCUCAGACGUGUUGCUAUAGAUCUGUAGCUGGGCUAUACGAUUUUUACUUUGUUCUUUUUUUUGUAUUAUUUCCAGAGAAACACUCAAACUGUGCAUUUAAGAACCAAGUACCUCCAUCAUACUGCAGUGAUACUGUAACAAUCAGACGUGAUGGUUUCCAUGACUUUCACAUGUUACUGUGAGGCAGCAGCUGCAUCCUCCAAAUCUAUCUGUGGGACCAAUUAUAAGAUAUCUGCCAAAAGAGAAGGAAGAAAAUGUUGCAACAUCUCUUUCCAGGUUUUCUGCUUUAAUACAAUCAGUCUGUAUGCAUGAGUGUGAGCUGAUCAUGUGCCAGUUUUACUCAUUUUGGUGGUAAAUAGACAUUUUACUGUCAUCAGACGUCAGGUCACUGAAGUCUCACUGAGGGCAUAAAGAAUCAUUGAGGUAAACAGAGAGUAGAGACACUUCCUGUUCUCUUCAUGGAUAAUGUGAGGGAGGAUUGAUGCUGGUUAUGCUUUGCUGUAGAUACACAGUAUGUUUUCUAAUAAAAUAAGUUGUAACUUAGAGAUCUGUAUCUGCAGUUUGUUUAGAGUAAAUUUAUAUGUAAUCCUCUUAAAGAACUAACAAUGUGCUUGCGACGCCUACAUUCUUAUUCUGUAUCCUGUUCUUCAUCGCCUCAUACAGAUCCAGUUAAAAUGUGCUGUUAUGCUAGUUGGUCUGAGGAGGUACGGGGUGGCUUUUUUAACUUCUUAAGCUUAAUGUGCAUUUAAAUCUUUUUGAGGUUUGAAGGAAACUUUUUUGAUAAUUUACACCGCAAAUGAUGCUGAUGUCAUUCCAACUAUCAGCCUGACCAACUCCAAUCUCAGGAUAAAACAUAUCUAAAGUUUGUUGAGCAUCACUUGUUCUAGAUGUGGUGUGAUGUUUGAAGGGUGUUUCAGAGGGGGGGAUCCAACACGGUGCAUGAUGCAUUUCCCAACAAACAAAUGCCUUAACCGUCGGUGUUUACUUGUUUUUGUAUCAUUUUGUAAAAACAAAAGUUUCCUAUCUGAAGUCUGAACCUGGUUCAUGUCAUCUGUUGCUGCUGCUGCUGUCUGUUGGUGCAAAGUCAUUGUUUCAUCUGGUUUGAUGUGCAUGAGUUGAAAUCAUGUAAAUAAUGUGUAUGUUUAAUUUUAAGUUAAUGUAGCCUAAUGUACAGAAAUGCACUAAAGCUGUUAAUAUUCUCAAUAAAUGAAGAAAUAUACCA
Notolabrus celidotus (New Zealand spotty) is the source of this 4804-nucleotide messenger RNA. RefSeq names its product anoctamin 5b (gene ano5b). Gene Ontology annotation, biological process: chloride transmembrane transport. The coding region runs from base 327 to 3041 and encodes 904 amino acids. The transcript has 21 exons. Lineage: Eukaryota; Metazoa; Chordata; Actinopteri; Labriformes; Labridae. The record is from RefSeq and is a predicted model, not a curated record. Gene Ontology annotation, molecular function: chloride channel activity; protein dimerization activity. Gene Ontology annotation, cellular component: plasma membrane.